Messenger RNA from Colletotrichum acutatum, 686 nucleotides. RefSeq lists its product as uncharacterized. The transcript has 2 exons. The record is from RefSeq and is a predicted model, not a curated record. Lineage: Eukaryota; Fungi; Ascomycota; Sordariomycetes; Glomerellales; Glomerellaceae. Bases 120 to 602 code for a protein of 160 amino acids.
GGCCUACAUCCCUACGCAGCUUCCGACAGCUUUUAUUUUGCUGCACCCAUCAUUACCUAUAGCUCAAUCGCUACCCCUCAUCAACUUUUACCCCGCCAUCCGUCAGAGCUUCGGUCAAAAUGGUUGGUCUCGGUCCCAAGGUUCCGCCCAGUAGGAAGGAUGAUGUGGUCUUCAAGCUACUGCUCCCUGUACGCCAUUCCGCUGGUGUCGUCCCACCCUCCAAGUCAUCCUCAACGCCUCACCCUCAAAAGUUUCUUCCCGCUCUCACCAUCACAACCACCACCGUCCAAUCCUGCCUCCCACCCACGGCUGGAACGGCCAAUUACCAUUCGGAAAGGACGCGCCACAAGGCUGGACCGCCAUGCAGCACUUCCCGGUGGCCGGAGCUUCCCCAAGCCAGAAGGGUACCUAGCUUGUCAAGCAAAAGCAACUCUCUUGGGAAAAGCUCAAGCCAUCCAGCGUUGAGGUGGAAGACAUUGUCUCACUUUGCCAGACAUUCCCCCACCUUGAUCCCCCAGCUUUCUUUCUCCGAUGACUGCAGCUGUCUAGUUAUAAACAAGCUAGCAAGCGCUGCUUGUCUCCCCUCCAGACCUUUGUGUUGACCGCUACAUCGCUUGUUUGACAUUAUUUGCCCAUUGUCUCGAGAGCUUCCAUCCUGGAACUUGUUUUCCUGAACACAAUCAUUU